Fusarium odoratissimum NRRL 54006 is the source of this 3652-nucleotide messenger RNA. RefSeq lists its product as uncharacterized. The coding region runs from base 1606 to 2412 and encodes 268 amino acids. The record is from RefSeq and is a predicted model, not a curated record. Gene Ontology annotation, molecular function: heme binding; oxygen binding. The transcript has 3 exons. Lineage: Eukaryota; Fungi; Ascomycota; Sordariomycetes; Hypocreales; Nectriaceae.
GGCGAUGAGGUCACGUGUUUUCUGAUUAUGUCAGUCUGAAAUUUGGCUACCCUGGACAGCUCUCCAGAACUGUGAAUUAUGUCUUCAAAACAUUCUUUACAGUACUUUUUCAUAGAAUAAUGUGUAUAAUUAUACCACUACGUCAAAAUUCAUCUCGGUGUCUUUGUGAUGUUCAAUGGCUUAGUUUCCUUUCGUGUUGGUCCAAUAGGUUUGGUACAGCAUCGUCAUCAAAUAUUUGUUUCAGACUUACGAGGUGUGCAGUUCGACCCCGAACUUCUCAUUCGGCCGAAACGCCAGUAGACCAAGACAUCUCAAUUCAGAAUUUAAUCCAAUUAUCCGUUGCCCAACAGCAAGGGUCUUGUAAAUGGCUCAUCGUGGGGUAUAGAUGUUCAUCUUAUGACGAAAUCCUAUCGGGAAAUUCGGGAAUCUGGCAUCAUGUCCCUGCUUGCGGCUGAACCACACGGAUGAGUCGAGAUUUCAGCAUGGGCCUUUUUGAAAUGAGUCUGCUCGUCAAUUGAUCUAGCAGUACAAUGGGAUUCCCAUACGUGGCCCUGGCAAGUCGAGCAGCUAGCUAUAGUGGCAGUCCACGCAAGCCAGAGGAGAAUGCAAGAGAAGGGUAUUCACGAAUUGAAGAGACAUGAACAGGGACUGUGUCACUUGUAUUAUAUCCGACAAGCUUCUAGAUUCUGAAACAAUGUCAUUGUGUAGAUCUCGAACGACUUUCUGGAAUAUGGGAUUGUCUGAUCUAGCGCUCAUCCUACAUUUUUAGCUGUCGCUCUCCGCCGCCUUCAACGGUUAUUCGAACCUUGGAGCUCACACCAAUCAUAUUAAGCUGAUUUUCCCUUUAUGAAUCAGCGUAACAACCAUUGACUAUCCCCGCAAGUCGCCGUCGAUACCCACUCAAGCUGUCAAGCAUCCAACUUCAGGCCCCUAUAUGAGAAUCUGAUAAACUAUACUGCCAGUACAAUGUUAUGUCUCAGGAUACCAGCUUUCAGUAUUGUAUUUAUAUAAACAAGAUAUAAAUCUCUUAAUCCACCGAAUCCAUCUCAUCUCUCCUCGGGUGCGUCCGGCUGGCACCGAUAAUCACAGACCCUUGAACAGACCCACUCAUCAGCCCACCAUCACCAUCGUCUGAUAAUAUCGACCUGGCGUGAUGCGCUCAGCUUAACAAACAACCAACGGAGCAAGGCGAGACUCGGGGAAGAGCUUUCAUGUCAUGAGCAUGCGUAUAAUCGCUGAAGAAGAAAAAAAAUUGUCAUGGACAAGGGACUGAGGGGUAAAUCACCAAGGAUAGGCAAUCCAAUAAAUACCGACGUCUGACUGCUGUUCGAGGCGUGCGAUUCUGUAUAAUCGAUCUGUUACUUGCGAAGACUAAAUCCUUCAAAUUAACUUGCGUCACACGAGCUUUUGCAUCAGCUGAGUAUUUUGCUGUUAAAUACUGACUGUUCACUUCGCUUUUUAUCUGGGCCCUUCGAUCUGCGACACCUUCAUCUAACGACUUAUAUUCUCACUUGUACACGAGUCGAUAUUCCGGGCUUUAUUUAACGAUUCAGCGACAAAGCUACUCAUUUCGAACACAAUCACCAAAGUAAAUACACGGCCAAUAUGAAUUCACGACCUAUGAAGCACAUUGAUCGCGAGGAUCUCUACACGAACCUCGAAGCCCGUGUUCAGUAUCUUCACUCGUUCCUCGACUUCUCAAGCCGUGACAUUGAAGCUCUCAUCACUGGCGCAAAAUACGUCAAGGCCCUCAUCCCCGCCGUCGUCAACAUCGUCUAUAAAAAACUCCUGCAAUACGAUAUCACAGCUCGUGCUUUCACCACCAGAAGUACUUCCUUCGAAGGCCCUCUCGAUGAAAUCCCCGACGAGAACAGUCCACAAAUUCUGCACAGAAAGAUGUUUCUGCGCGCUUACCUUAUGAAGCUGUGCUCAGAUCCCAGCAAGAUGGAGUUUUGGGAGUAUCUGGACAAAGUUGGAAUGAUGCACGUUGGUCUCGGUCGCAAGCACCCUCUUCACAUCGAAUACGUCCACCUUGGUGUCUGUCUCGGCUUCAUCCAGGACAUCAUGACCGAAGCUAUCCUCUCGCACCCUCGUCUACAUAUUCAGCGCAAGACAGCUCUCGUCAAGGCUCUUAACAAGGUCAUCUGGAUCCAGAAUGACCUCAUGGCCAAAUGGCAUGUCAAGGACGGUGCCGAGUUCGAGACAGGCGACUCUGAUAUCGAGAUUGAGCGCGAGGGCUACUUGCAUGGAAAGCGCAUCAUUGGCGAGGGCAGUGGUUCAGGUACUGAGGACGAUGCCUCAGAACAUCACCAGAACGCCCCGUCAAGAAUUCCGCAUCCUAGUGGUAUGCCCGCCGCUGGUGUGUGUCCCUUCUCGGGGAUGGGUGCUCCAGCUGAGGAUGAGGAGAAGUAAGUGGCUAGAUCUCAGAUUCUUGAGAUUGGUCUCAAGAGGAGAUGAUGAUGGACUUUCAACAAUACAUAUCUGGCGUUUGUGAUAAUGACCUAUUUUGGGGGUGGGAUUGAGACAUUCGGGGUUCAAGGAAAUCUUUUUGUUGCAUUUCUUUAGGAUAGAGUAUUGGUAUGAGAAUCACAGAAGGAAGAAUACCACGCCUCUUUUUCAUUUAAUCCCCAGCAUUUUGGCCUUGAGAACGGCUUUCUUCAAGGUCGCAGAUUUUGCUUGAGAAGCUUGCCUACUUGCAACUUCACCUUUGCACGCGGCAUUUUUUCGAGCCCACAAGAUUGUGGCCGCCGAAGCUACUUAUCAAGGAAUACUGGUUCCCAUGGAAGUCAACAAAUGGAGUUUUCAUCACUUGCGUCAUGGCGCUGGAGCUUUUGGUCCUCCUUGGAGGGGCAGCGGGCCCACGAUUGCUAGAUCACGAUUGCUGAGUCUGGACCACUCGUCGCAUCAAGGUUCCUGGGCGAUUCUCAACUAGAGGCUCCAUCUGAUAUUAAUAUGAGACAAGUGAUUGGAUCGUGAUGGGCUUCUGUAGCGGGAAUGACGGGCAGUUGAAGAGGUUUUUUGUCAUUGGCGAAUCCUUGAAAUGUGCCCCUCGGUGGGGUUCUUUGAGCUCAAAGCUCAAGCUUGAGAUGAUAUGAUGGACUUGACAACGAGAAUGAAAGGAAAAGAAUGCUUGUAGAAAAGGGAUUCCGAGAACAAAACACUCAAUAUCACGGUUGCUUCUGUGUGUGUCAAUAUCAGGAAGUUCUUGUCACUUGUAACGGCGUUACCGGGCCGGGAUGUUGAAUCGCUGUUCGAUUCUAGAGUCUAGACAGUCUCGAACUUCUUGGAAACAUAAGUCAACCUCCAAUGGUAGCUCGUCGAUAAACCACACUGAGGCGAGACAGAGUGAGAUGUACAUAUCGAACGGGCGAAGCAGAACAAAGAAUGCAGGCAAUAAGACAUACCAUGUUCAGAAGGUCUGGUGGUGUAAUACUGUUGUAACGGAGUCCACGAGGUUUUAUCGUGAACCAACCAACAAGAACAGGUAGAAGCAGCCUGUCUUUCCAAUUAGGCAGCGGAAGAAACGAAAGAAGCAAUUUUUAAAGUAAACAAAGAGAUAAUGAGGAAAUUACCACUUAAAAUGACUCAAAUAUGCAUACUUGACGCAGCCACCAUCGAAGAUAAUCUGCAGGCAGGGAAACAACCAAUUAUC